Messenger RNA from Callorhinchus milii (elephant shark), 2505 nucleotides. Its product is annotated as protocadherin-10-like. The record is from RefSeq and is a predicted model, not a curated record. The transcript is spliced from 2 exons. Gene Ontology annotation, biological process: homophilic cell-cell adhesion. Gene Ontology annotation, cellular component: plasma membrane. The coding region runs from base 1 to 2388 and encodes 795 amino acids. Gene Ontology annotation, molecular function: calcium ion binding. NCBI's taxonomy places the organism in Eukaryota, Metazoa, Chordata, Chondrichthyes, Chimaeriformes, Callorhinchidae.
AUGGCGAUGCAGCUUAUUUUUCUGCUGUCUACCUCGGAUUUAAUAUCUGGACAAAUUCGGUAUUCGAUUCCCGAGGAGAUGGAGCGCGGGGCUUUAGUGGGAAAUAUUGCUGAAGAUUUGGGCCUCAAGGUUUGGGAAUUGUCUGCUCGGAAAUUCCGAUUGGUGUCUGAUGAGAGGAAGCAAUAUUUCCAGGUAAAUUCCGCAAAUGGGAUUUUGUUUGUGAAUGAAAGAAUCGACAGAGAGCAGCUGUGUGGACAACGCAAUGUGUGUUCCCUUUCUUGCCAAGCCAUGAUGGAAAAUCCUUUGGAAAUAUAUCGCGUUGAAGUGGAGAUCUUAGAUAUAAACGAUAAUUCACCCAGCUUCCCGAAAAGCCGAUAUUCAUUGCAAGUGCUUGAGUCAGUUACGCCAGGAACGCGCUUCCCUCUCGAGAGCGCGCACGACCCCGACGUGGGCACAAAUACAAUCAGAAUUUACGAGAUCAGUUCAAAUGAUCAUUUCGUCCUGAACAUACAGACUGCAAGGGAUGGGAAGAAGGUGGCUGAAUUGGUGUUAGAAAAGUCUUUGGACCGGGAGCAGCAAUCUAAUAUUCAUCUUACUCUGAAAGCCAUUGACGGAGGUUUGCCCGAGAGGUUUGGUGUAGCAGAAGUAAUAAUUGAUGUGGUGGAUGUCAAUGAUAACGCCCCUAUAUUUGAUAAUGAUUUAUAUAGGACACGCUUGAAAGAAAGCUCGCCCAGAGGUACUUUGGUGAUUAAAAUUCACGCUGCUGAUGUGGACGAAGGUUCACAUGGCGAAGUGGCAUAUUUUUUCAGUAACCAGGCUUCGGAAAAAGUACGUGAAAUAUUUACUUUGGAUCAAGAAUCUGGAGAGAUUAGAGUUCGAGGAACAAUAGAUUUCGAGGAAUCAGAGGAGUAUGAGUUUGCUGUAGAAGCUAUGGAUAAUGGCGCAGUGGGUUUGGUAGGGCAUUCCAAGGUUUUGGUGGAAAUAAUUGACGUGAACGACAACGCUCCUGAGAUACAAAUCACCAUCUUCUCCAGCACGGUUCCCGAGGACGCUGCUCCAGAGACACUGGUAGCUUUAAUCAGCGUUACAGACCGCGAUUCUGGGCGAAACGGAGACGUCCAAUGUCAGAUUUCCACUAACGUUCCUUUCAAACUUCAAAAGAAUUCCGAGAACCACUACAAAUUGGUUUCGAGUAAAAAAUUGGAUCGUGAAACCAACCCGAUGUACAAUAUAUCAAUAUCGGCUUGGGACAACGGGUCUCCUCCUUUGUCUACAAACAAAUCCAUAGUGAUAUUAGUUUCUGAUACAAAUGACAACGCACCACGGUUUGAGAAACCCUCCUACAAUAUAUAUGUGGCAGAAAACAAUUCCCCCGGGGCCUCCAUUUAUGCCAUUACCGCUACGGACCCUGAUCUGAAUCAAAAUUCUGACGUCUCAUAUUCUAUCCUGACUCGGGAUUCCGCUGUGUCUUCCUACAUUAGCAUCAACUCAAACAAUGGGAAUAUUCACGCUUUGCGCUCGUUUGACUAUGAAGAGCAAAAGAAGUUUGAGUUUCAAGUUGAGGCGCGUGAUGCUGGGGUCCCCUCGCUGAGUGGCACCACCAGACUCCAUGUGAUUAUUCUGGAUCAAAACGACAACGCCCCAGUCAUUGUUUCGCCUUUAACGUGGAAUGGCUCGGCUGUUGUGGAAGAUGUGCCCCAAUCAGCGUAUCCGGGACACUUGGUCACUAAGGUGGUGGCAAAGGAUGCCGAUUCCGGUCAAAACGCACGACUUUCAUACCAGGUGCUCAAAGCUACAGUUCCCAGUUUAUUCAGUGUGGGACAAUACUCUGGAGAAAUUAGAACCGCCCGCAGCUUUUCAGACCAAAACCCAAUCACCCAACGUCUCGUCAUCUUGGUAAAGGACAAUGGGCAACCAACCCUCUCGGCCUCUGUGACCAUUUUGUUUUCAAUGAUCGCCAACUUGACAGAAAGACUCUCUGAGCGCGCAAACUUAUACCACGAAAAUCCCACCUCUUUCUCCGAUCUGAAUAUUUAUUUGAUUAUCACUUUGGGUUCCACUUCGUUUAUAUUUCUGAUGACCAUAAUUAUCCUCAUCGCAAUCAAAUGCCACCAAGCCAGAACUGUGACUUAUGGCUACAAAUCGACUAUUUGCUGUUGGAGACUUAGGAGUUCACAGGACAGGUUUAAUCGUCGACCGAUGCGAAACGAUUGUCUGAAUUACACAGGAGUUGGAGACAGGGUCGCCAUUCCAGGGGCUUAUAAUUACAGGGUUUCGCUGUCUCCAGAAUCAGCAAAAAGUGACUUCCUGUUUCUGGGUUCCUGCAAUUCAACCAUACCCAUGAGUACUAUCAAAGUCACUGACACGAACGCGACAAAAGAGUUUUAACAGGAAACGAGUACAUGGAACAACGGGCACCGAUUAACGUUGGCUCUGCAACUCCAAGAGAUGACGUCUGUGAAUGGACAUUUUUGGGAAAAUAAGGUCCUGUCAAGAACAAACACA